ACGUGUCACUUAGACAAUUUUAGUGAUUGUUAAAUGAAUCUUUUAUUAAAGCAUGACCACGUUUAAAAAAUGGGUGUAUUUUUUUUUGUUCAAUCUCAUUUCUAAUGCACUUCGUUUUAUGCAAUGCCAUAAAACCAAUUGGGCUGUACUGGUCUCCACAAGCCGAUUUUACACAAAUUACCGUCAUACUGCCAAUGUUCUAGCUGUGUAUCAAGGUAUACGCCGGCUAGGAAUACCCAAUAGCCAUAUCAUUUUAAUGCUAGCCGAUGGUGUGGCUUGUGACCCGCGGAAUCCUUCCCCUGGUGUUAUUUAUUCUUGCUCGCCAGGCCAGAACGCGUACUUGGACGAUAUUGAAAUCGAUUACAAGGGUUUAGAAGUGACUGAAGAAUCAUUUCGUCGCGUUCUUACAGGAAGGCAUUCUUCUUUCACACCACAAAGCAAACGACUUCUUUCCGAUUCGAAUUCCAAUGUGUUGAUUUAUCUUACAGGUCAUAGUGGUGAAGCAUUUGUAAAGUUUCACGACUUUGAGGAACUCACGUCGACAUUACUAGCUCACACUAUUGAGCAUAUGUAUCAAAUGCGUCGUUAUAAAAAUUUGCUUUUCAUCGCUGAUACGUGCCAAGCAGAAACCAUUCUUUCAGACAUUUACAGCCCUAAUGUUAUUGCCAUAGGUUCAAGUCGACGGGGUGAAAAUUCCUAUUCCCACGGUAUCAAUUUAACUUUUGGAUCCUUCACUAUUGAUAGGUUCACAUAUUAUCUUGGCCUUUUUUUAAAGAAAUUAAACCCUACAGACUUCAACACAUCUCUUCAUGACUUUCUUGUAACAUUAUCUCCAGACAAACUCGAUUCUAAUUAUAGUACGUACGUCACUUCACCCGCUUCCACUAAUUUCACUACCAUACCAAUGACGGACUUUUUCGGUAUGACCGGCGUUUUAAAGCUUUUUUUUCUCACUCUUACGGAGCCACCCGAUCCUCGAUUUCCUCUAGCGAAACUCUACGACGCGUAGCUUUCGCUAACCAUGCUACGUACAGUCUUCACCUUUGCACUUUUUUUUUACAGAGCCAGUCAAUUGGUUCUUAUCAUGGUCAUUCGUAAAGCGAACUCCGUUUAAUGAAGGAGGUUUCCACCUGUUGGUCCCUUUCACGCACACCUAGUGAACUUUUCAAACUUGCGUGGCAUAUUAAGCUACAUUUUUUGGGGUCUUAAAUUUUCUUUCUUGUUUCCUUUUUAAUAAGAGUAUGUUUCAACAAGGCUUUUUUGGGGGCAAACAUGAAAUUGUACUUUAAACGUUAAGAAUGGGUCACCAAAACA
Molecule: messenger RNA, 1314 nt
Organism: Hylaeus volcanicus
Lineage: Eukaryota; Metazoa; Arthropoda; Insecta; Hymenoptera; Colletidae
Product: GPI-anchor transamidase-like
Exons: 6
Coding region: 53-1009 (318 amino acids)
Biological process (GO): attachment of GPI anchor to protein; protein localization to cell surface; proteolysis
Cellular component (GO): GPI-anchor transamidase complex
Molecular function (GO): GPI-anchor transamidase activity
Source: RefSeq, a predicted model, not a curated record